This is a messenger RNA of Alexandromys fortis (reed vole), 3240 nucleotides long. RefSeq names its product C-X-C motif chemokine receptor 6 (gene Cxcr6). Gene Ontology annotation, cellular component: external side of plasma membrane; membrane. The record is from RefSeq and is a predicted model, not a curated record. Gene Ontology annotation, biological process: G protein-coupled receptor signaling pathway; inflammatory response; immune response. Lineage: Eukaryota; Metazoa; Chordata; Mammalia; Rodentia; Cricetidae. Gene Ontology annotation, molecular function: C-C chemokine receptor activity; coreceptor activity; C-C chemokine binding. The coding region runs from base 1762 to 2781 and encodes 339 amino acids. The transcript is spliced from 2 exons.
CAAACCAGCCACUCCUGGCUUACUUGUAAAUGGUGGUGGCUAUUCCCUCAGGGAUAUUCAACCAUGAACUUGUCCUCCACAGCUCUGCCUCUCACAAGUGCCCUGUGCCAACCUCUUCUCCCACAAACAGUAGGAAAUGUGAAAAAUCUUGGGUCCUAAAAGUGAUAUCCCAAUAGUUCUGGCUUGAGAAUGCCAGGUUUCUAGAAAAGGUUAGCACAAAGUGACUUCUGAAGUAAGACUGCAGCAAAAAGUGCCUACAACUUCCCUUACGUUCUUUUCUCAAUUCUAUUUUAGAUAUUCAAGUAUUCCAGAGGAAUGCAAGGCAAAGGCAAUUGGGCACUCAUUCUGGAGAAGUUUAGAUCUUUGAUUCAAAGGAAUUUAAGGACCUUGGGGCAAUUAUACUACAGAUAUAAAUAGUAAAAUGUUUUUUUUUAAAGUGCUCCCAAAUGAACUAGUUCCUUGAAUUUAGUUGAAAAUCUUUUGUUUUACACAGAACUUUUCUUUGCAGUGCUAUGACAAAAGAACCACACAUCCCCAAUACACGCAUCCAAUCUCCCUACAUUCACCCAUGCAUGUUCCUAUAGAUGUUCAUGUACAAUCACAGAGGGUUGAGAUGGGACUCUGUUCUCACUGGGGAAAACAAAUGACUUCUGAGAAGAAUAUAGCAAAGCUGGACAAAUCUCAGGUCAUUCUAACAAUACCCUGUGAGUGCAAAUCUCAGUCUUCUGCAAGAACAAGAAGUGCUCUUUAACUGCUGAGGCAUCUCUCCAGCCCCCAAAGUGUUCUUUCAGGAGAAGUGCUUCAACUAUCUCCCUCUUGGUAUUUGGAGCAGCCUAUGCAUCUAUUCACACUGUUCACUGCAUUAAUGAGGAAGUGAGGAAGCCUCUGGCAUACCUGACUUAGAGCAAGAUUGAUGAUUAGCUUCUAGAUUCUGGUCCUACUCCUAGGGUAAUUUCCCAGAGAAGUUAGCAAUACUAGCUCAUGGGAACUAAUAGCCAGACCACAUUAAGAUCAUAUCUACUACAUGGGGAAGGUCCAGGAGGGCAAGUCCAGGCAGGUUCUAGACAAGACAAGGGCACUGCCUGGAAGGGGCCUGUGGGGGCUGAGUGCAGGGCUGUAUCUGGCCCUCCAGCACAGCCAGACAGCUAAAAGCGGCCUGGACCACUGGUCAGGGGAUGACCAGAAACCGGAGCUUCUAGCUCUGAAUUCACCAGUUAUUUUGGCUCUGGUUUCUAUGUUCUCAUUUAUAAACUGAGUCCCUAGGGCUGCUGUGAGACAUGUGCGGUACAUGUUGGACAUUUGCACAGAGCCUAGUCCAUAGCAUGGACUUUGUGUUGGCCUAGACCCAAAAUGUUUCAAAGAUAUGAAUGACCAGUAAACAAGGUAAUUUUAAUGCACAAAGUCCACCAUCAUCAGUGGACAAAAAUCAAAUCUACUUACUGCCCCUCUUUAGAAAAUGGAAGCCUAUCAGCUUUAACAGCAGGAUACGUGCCAAGCCAAGAAAAAAGGAGCACGAAGCAUCUGAAUGUGCUUCAUCUUUGACUCUCAAAUUAAGUGGGCGGGCUUGUCAAAACUGUCAUGAGGACUCUGCCUGUAGGAUAGAGAGGGGGGCAGGUCACUCACUAGCUGAAGGCUUUUAAGUAUUUGACGGAAACACAGAUCACACAUCACAGAGAAGCAGAGGAAGAGCUUGAAGGAGCACACUUCACUCUGGAACAAAGCUACUGGGGUUUCCCUAUUGAUUCUGCCACAACAGACACCAUGGACGACGAUAUAGAUCCCUGGCUCUUCAACAUGUCCAGUGAUGACAGCGAGGAGCAUGAGCGUUUCCUAAAGUUCAAGGGGGUCUUUCUGCCCUGCAUGUACCUGACGGUGUUUGUCUUUGGACUGGUAGGGAACUCCCUGGUUCUGGUUAUAUACAUUUUCUAUCAGAAACUGAGGAGUCUGACAGAUGUGUUCCUGGUGAACCUGCCCGUGGCUGACCUGGUAUUUGUCUGUACUCUGCCCUUUUGGGCCUAUGCAGGCACCUAUGAGUGGGUCUUUGGCACGGUCAUGUGCAAAACUCUUCAUGGCAUGUACACAGUGAACUUCUAUGUGUCCAUGCUCACUCUCACCUGCAUCACGGUGGAUCGUUUCAUCGUAGUGGUCCAGGCUACCAAAGUCUUUAACCAGCAGGCUAAGUGGAAGAUCUGGGGCCAGAUCACUUGCUUGCUCACUUGGGUGGUCUCCCUGUUGGUCUCUCUGCCACAGAUCAUCUAUGCCAGAGUUGAACGUUUGGACACACACGUCUGUCAGUAUCACAGUGAGGCCAUUUCCACUGUGGUUCUUACCACGCAGAUGACCCUGGGGUUCCUCUUGCCAUUGCUCACUAUGAUUGUGUGCUACUCAAGCAUCAUCAAGACCUUGCUUCACGCUCGAGGUUUCCAGAAGCACAAAUCUCUAAAGAUCAUCUUUGUUGUAGUGGCUGUGUUCCUGCUGACUCAGACCCCCUUCAACCUUGCCAUUUUAAUCAGGAGCACAAGCAGGGAGUACUAUCACAUGAUUAGCUUUCACUAUGCCAUCAUAGUGACAGAGGCUAUAGCAUACCUUCGGGCCUGCCUUAACCCUGUGCUCUAUGCCUUUGUUGGCUUAAAGUUCCGGAAGAACCUCUGGAAACUUGCGAAGGACAUUGGCUGCUUCCCUUCCUUGGGAGUCUCAAGUCAGUGGAAGUCUUCUGAGGACAGUUCCAAGACUUGUUCUGCCUCCCACAAUGCAGAGACCACCAGCAUGUUUCAGUUGUAGUAGGCCUGGCCAGACUUGGAGAAGCUAGCAUCAGAAUUCUUAGGAGCAUCGCUAUGUCCAUUGGAUGCAACAAGAAAGGAUUUGCUUACAGAAUGUGGACUCUCGUGGAGAUGUCACUGAAAACUGUGGUGGUAUACAAAGCUUCUCAGAUGUAAACAUACCCUGUUCUUAAUAUCUUUACCUCAAUGCUCAGAGGAGAAUGUCUUGAGAUUUGUAAGCACUUUCUUUUUUCCAUCCCCAAGAAUGCCAACUCUAGAGAUCUCAGGUUCCCUUUUACCCAGUCUGGGGCUAAAUGUUGAAGAGGAGCUGCAUCAGCAAAGCUGUUGAUGGCAGGUACCAUGCAGGGCUCCUGAGUUCACAAGAUUCUUCUCUGGGCAAGUGGUGGAGAGCUGAGAACCCUCCCACACAAGUCUGGUCUAUGUGGCUCAGACCUGUCACCAGGCACCUGCUAGGGAUGAA